AUGUCGGCCAUUCACAAAACCAAAUCCACCAUGGACGUCCGCGGCUCUACUCAGCCUGCAGUGGCUCCACGAAGUGUCUCGGUCACCAGAGUGACGGAUGAAGAGCGUCUCGCGGGCACCACGAGCUUCGACACGAUUCAAGCUGCAUACGAAGGCUUCAACCAGGAUGGAUUUAGUGUCUUGACCAACGCGAUUGACCCGGAUAUUGUCGACAAGCUGAACGCAAAGAUGCUUUCCGAGACCAGCGAUUACUUGAGCAAGCCCAGCUUGCAUUUCAACCAGGGCCAAAAGGCUCGCAACAUCAGCCAGACGCCGCCGCUGAACAAGGAGUGGAUGUUUAGGGAGAUUUGGGCGAACCCUCACGCCAUGUCGGUGCUCGAGUACAUUCUCGGUCCAGAGCCAGAGCUGAGAUUUGUAAACUCGAACGUAGCCCUGCCAAACAAAGACCCCAGCGCAAGACAAGCGGUCCACAGCGACGCGUACCACGACCACCCCGAUUAUCCGUGGGCAGUGGUGCUCAACAUCUAUUUGUGCGACGUUGGGCCAGAGAACGGAGCAACCGAGGUUUGGCCUGGAACGCAUCGCAUCACCGGCAAGAAGGACCACGUCAGCAACUACAGCGGCCGUAUCAGACGAGAAGUCUUCUGCGAGCGAGCCAAGGUCUCGCCACCCAGCCAGGUCCGAGUCCCCAAAGGCAGUCUCUGCUUCCGCGAUCUCAGGACAUGGCAUGCUGGAAUGCCUAAUUUGUCUGACGACCCACGUGUCAUGUUGGCUCUGGUUUAUUUUCCCAAAUGGUAUCGCAGCCCCAUGCGCCUGACGCUGCCAAGGAGCGUCAGAGAAGAGGUCAACCAUUGGGAAAAGGUUGACUUUGAGGCCGGCACUGACUGGGUCGAUGGCGAGAUCAAGCACCUGGAGGUCCAAUUUCAGGCAAACUGGACACAGGAUGUCGACUUUGGCGUCUUUGCCAGCACGGAUGGGAAGGGCAUCAGGACCGUGGCAGCGUCGGAAAUCGAACCUGAAGUGACCAGGCAGGACUAUUGGGUGCCGGGAGAUAGUUGA
Messenger RNA from Exophiala spinifera, 1059 nucleotides. RefSeq lists its product as uncharacterized. The coding region runs from base 1 to 1059 and encodes 352 amino acids. The transcript has a single exon. The record is from RefSeq and is a predicted model, not a curated record. NCBI's taxonomy places the organism in Eukaryota, Fungi, Ascomycota, Eurotiomycetes, Chaetothyriales, Herpotrichiellaceae.